UUGUCCAUUAUCUAUCUAUCUAUCUAUCUAUCUAUCUAUCUAUCUAUCUAUCUAUCUCUUCAUAUCUAUCUCUUCAUAUCUAUCUGUUAUCUUCAUAUGUAUCUUUUAUUUCUUUUAUUUUGUAAUACCCAUCGAUCGUUUGCACUUUCUAUGUCUUAUAUUAUCUAUCUCAGAUGCUGCUCAAGAUUAGGUAAUUGGUUAUCUAUCUAUCUAUCUAUCUAUCUAUCUAUCUAUCUAUCUAUCUAUCUAUCUGAGGUUGUUCAUUAUCUAAGUUUGUUCAUACCUAUCUAUCUAUCUUGUGUUAGGCUGUUCAUAUCUAUCUAUCUAUCUAUUGUAGACAGACCCUUCCUCCUGCAAACACCAGCAACACCUCCACUCCCUCCCACUCCUCACUCCCCUUCCUGCACCUGCCCACAUCCUUGUCUCUAUUACCAUUACCAACAGCAACAACACAAGCUAGAAUUCUCACUACCCUACCCCGCCUCGCCAACCGACCAUCCUUGCUCUCCCCUCUUCUUUGCUCUUCCCUUCCGCGACCAUCCUUGCUCUUCCAUUCUCCUCCUUGCUCUCCCCUGCCACCAAGAUCUCAACCACCGCUCGCCUUCACCUCAGCCCCACCAACACACCCUCUCUCUUUCUUUACCUCUUCCACCUACACGCCCUAACUCCUUCCCUUCCAUAUACACUACCACACCCGCUCCCAUUUUUCUUCCUCCCUUCCACUUGUCACUCUUUCCACACAGACACAUACACGCGCAUGCACUCGGCUAUAGAUACAUUCCACUUAGUUAUUUUCAAGCUAAAAUAAAGCAUCUAUCUAUCUAUCUAUCUAUCUAUCUAUCUAUCUAUCUAUCUAUCUAUCUAUCUAUCUAUCUAUCUAUAUUCUAUAUAGAUAUCCAUAUAGAUAUAAAUUGA
Acanthosepion pharaonis is the source of this 915-nucleotide messenger RNA. The record is from the annotation of a GenBank genome assembly. Lineage: Eukaryota; Metazoa; Mollusca; Cephalopoda; Sepiida; Sepiidae.